AUUACAUAAUUAAUAAAUUUUAAAUAAACUACUCCGUAUAAUAGUACAAAUUUAAAAUAAUUAAACCAUACAUUGAUUCGAUUCCAUACUUCAUACUCCGUAUGAACUAGCAAAUACGGUGAAAGUGUGAAUUAAUCAAAAUAACAGUAUAAAUGUAGAUUUAAAUACGUAGUAAUAAUCAUAGGCAAUGACAUUGUUGUGAUUUUUGCCCACCCCAGUCGCUACACCCCAAGUUAGGGACAUUCUACACUUCCGACACUCCACACACAGCCGCAGGUGAAGACUGAAGAAGUGGGAGGUGAAGAAGCCGCAGGUGAAGAAAGAGGCAGAGAGUUGCCACUUCGCCCAGACUUCCCUCCGGAUAAAUACCGUCACUCGCUGGUGAUCCGCAGGUUGUUUCUUAGCAAUGACUGAUCAAGGCACUGUGGUGACUCAAUCCUUGACUGCCAUGGACUAUGAAUCUGCUGAUCAUAAAAUUGGAGGUUCAAAUACUUCUGAACUGGAGAACAAUGUGGUUCCUGAAACCUCUGUAGAAUAUUCAGCAACACAUACUGCGCCACUUGUGGAUAGAAGUUCUGAUGUAGGUGCGGCUAGGUUUACAGACUCUGCUCAGCAGGAAAUCCCUACUGUCCCUGUACAAGUAGAUGCAUCUCAAGCUACCUCAUUUACUACUUCUCUAAAUGGAAAUAAUAGCGAAGUGAGAGAUGCAGUAUUCACCAGUGUCAUAGAAAAUGGAAUACAAUCAGACAGUAUUCAUGAUUCCGCCACAAUGCAUCAGCCAGUAGGUGAUUCUGCAAUAUCUCAUGAAGAGGAACGAUUAUGGAGCAUUGUGAGAACAAAUUAUCUAGAUUUUGGUGCCUGGACUGCCCUUAUAGAGGAAACUGAGAAAGUAUCAGAGGGGAACAUUGUGAAGAUUCGUAAAGUUUAUGAUACAUUUUUGGCGGAGUUUCCUUUGUGUUAUGGUUACUGGAAGAAGUAUGCAGAUCACGAGGCACGGAUUGGUUGUAUGGAUAAAGUUGUUGAGGUAUACGAGCGAGCAGUUCAAGGAGUGACAUAUUCUGUAGAUAUGUGGUUGCAUUAUUGUGUAUUUGCCAUAAACACAUAUGGAGAUCCUGAAACAAUUAGAAGGUUGUUUGAAAGAGCGUUGGCGUAUGUUGGAACAGACUACCUAUCAUUUCCUUUGUGGGAUAAGUACCUCGAAUAUGAGUAUACACAACAAUCAUGGCCACAUGUUGCCACAAUUUACACACGGGUUCUGGAAAUUCCAAACCAACAAUUGGAUCGCUACUUUGAAGGUUUCAAGGAGCUGGUUGCCAGUAGGCCACUAUCAGAAUUGCAUACUGAUGAAGAAAGGGAAGCAGCAGCAGCAGUUGCUGCCGGUUCUGAUACCACCAUUGUUGAGCAAGUUGAAGGAGAGGUUCAUCCUAAUACAGAGUCUUUGAAGCCUGCAAGUUCAAGCCUAAAGGAUGCAGAGGAGUUGGAGAAAUACAUCUCCAUUAGAGAAGAGAUCUAUAAGAAGGCCAAAGAGUUUGAUUCUAAGAUCAUCGGGUUUGAAACUGCCAUCAGGAGACCCUACUUCCAUGUUCGCACCCUAAAUUCUGCAGAGCUCGAAAAUUGGCACAGUUAUCUUGAUUUCAUUGAAGGAAAUGAUGACUUCAAUAAGGUAUUUGGGACUAUUGUUAUACUGGGUGUUUUUCAGUCUAUGUGGUUAGCUUUUUCCGUCCUCAUUUCGUAUUGACUAACAGUUAAGUAAUAGCUGCACCAUAUGCUUUAUCGGCUAAAUCAUCACAUGAAGCAUCUUUAAAAUGGGAUAUUGAACUUGGAUCACGCAGGAACCAUCCAAUUUGCUUUCUGUCUCUUAUCUUCCUAACCAUGUCAGUCAAGGACGGUCCCUCAUUGAUAAUAGAGGGGCCUCCAUGAUCCGCCCAACGGAGUUGUCAAACUAUAUGAGCGAUGCCUGAUUGCUUGUGCGAAUUAUCCUGAAUAUUGGAUAAGAUAUAUUUUGUGCAUGGAGGCUAGUGGAAGUAUGGAUCUUGCUGAUAAUGCUAUUGCUCGUGCAACUCAAGUUUUUGUGAAGAGACAACCUGAGAUUCACCUCUUCGCUGCUCGAUUUCGAGAACAGCAGGGUGAUAUUCCUGGAGCCCGAGCUGCAUAUCAACUUCUUCACUCUGAAAUUUCACCUGGGCUUUUGGAAGCAACUAUUAAACAUGCCAACAUGGAACAUCGACUUGUUUCUGGCAAAGUGGAAAAAGCUAGAGAAAUCAUUGAUCAGGCAGUUGAAAAUGGAAACUUGUCUAAACCACUACUUGAGGCAAUCAUCCAUUUAGAAUCAAUUCAGCCACAUACAAAGAGAAUCGAUUAUUUGGAUCCCCUAGUUGAUAGAUUCAUUGUUCCUACAAUUGAUGCAUCUACUGUUGCAAGCAUUGAUGAAAGAGAAGAGUUAUCAAGCAUUUAUUUGGAGUUUUUGGACCUUUUUGGGGACACAAAAACUAUCAAGAAAGCUGAUGAUCGACAUGCCAAGCUCUUCUUAUGUAACAGAACCUCUUUGUUAGAGUCAAAGAAGCGUCAUGCAGAUGAUUAUCUGGCUUCUGACAAGACAAAGUUGGCUAAAGCUGGUACCCCAGUUGCUGUAUCAGGAGUGGGGUCAUAUCCUGCUGCUGUGCAGAACCAGUGGCAUGCAGGUUACGGCAUACAGCCCCAAACUUGGCCACAAACAACUCAUGCUCAAGUUCAAGCUCAGCAGUGGAAUCCUGCCUAUACCCAACAAACGGCUGCAUAUAAUGCCUACGGUAGCUACGGAAGUGCUUAUGGAGCUACACAAGUACCUCCUACAUCAGUACCUCAAGCUGCACCUUAUGGAGCUUAUCCUUCAACAUAUCCUUCACAGAAUUAUGCGCAGCCGGCUGUCGCAGCAACUCUAACACCUGUACAGCAGCCAGCGCCUGCAGCAGUUCCUCCUACCAUUUACCAUUGAGGAUAGAGUUUAGAAGUCAGAUUUUGAUGAAUCUCUGAAGAGUGUUGUUUUGGUGUGGUUCAGAGUUGAGUUGACCAGAUCUCUUAGGGACAUGAAAACUAGUACCCUACCAUUUUGUUCAUGGUGGAUGGGCGUUCCCUGUUGACAAUUGUAGACCACUCUGUAGUUUUUAAUGUUAUUAGUUUAUAUUCUAAUGGGAAAAAUAAUUAAAAUACCCCUAACUUUGAAGGGGUGUGAGAUAAACACCCCAAAUUUUCAUAAGUGAUUUAAUACCCCGAACAUUUUACAAAAAGUUAUUUUAACACCAUGAUCAUGUAUUAUUUAUUUCAAAAAUAUAAAUUUAUGGUGUUAAUUGCAUAAUUUAAAAUAGCAAAUUGAAAAUGUUGCAAUUAUAUGGAGUGGAAGGGUUAAUACUAUUUAUUUCAUAAUGUAAGUUUAGAAUGCUAAUUGUAUCUGCAUGAAUGGUAAAAUAUUUGUAAUUAUGAAAUUAACACCAAAAAGUAGCAUUUUUUGAAAGAAAUAAUACAUGAGCAUGGUGCUAAAAUAACUUUUUAUACAAAGUUUGGGGUAUUUAAAUUACAUAUGCAAGUUUGGAGUGCUUACCUCACACCCCUUGAAAGUUUGGGGUAUUUUAAUUAUUUUCCCCUAUUCUAAUUGGCGCGUUACAUUUCUCUCUUUUGAAUUUUGAUAUACUUGUUAAUUUUGUGCCUUACGUUUUGUUUAUGUACCCGAGGAUAUAUUAGUUAUCAUUUAAAGAGUUGGAAAACAUAACUAUUA
Messenger RNA from Cuscuta epithymum, 3751 nucleotides. The record is from the annotation of a GenBank genome assembly. NCBI's taxonomy places the organism in Eukaryota, Viridiplantae, Streptophyta, Magnoliopsida, Solanales, Convolvulaceae.